This is a messenger RNA of Colletotrichum karsti, 1062 nucleotides long. RefSeq lists its product as uncharacterized. The coding region runs from base 1 to 1062 and encodes 353 amino acids. The transcript is spliced from 3 exons. Gene Ontology annotation, molecular function: zinc ion binding; S-(hydroxymethyl)glutathione dehydrogenase [NAD(P)+] activity. The record is from RefSeq and is a predicted model, not a curated record. Gene Ontology annotation, biological process: formaldehyde catabolic process. Gene Ontology annotation, cellular component: cytosol. NCBI's taxonomy places the organism in Eukaryota, Fungi, Ascomycota, Sordariomycetes, Glomerellales, Glomerellaceae.
AUGCGCGCGACGAAAGCUUUCUUGAGGGCCAUCCCGCUAGGGAUGCGCUCCGUCGCAUGGGUAACAAACCGUCCGAAGAGAGGUUUCAACCUUCAGACCAUAUAUCUCGACGAGGUGCGAGACGACGAGGUGCUCGUUGAGAUGAAAUACAGCGGAAUCUGCCACACGGAUAUCAUGGUCUCCCAAGGCGUCCUAGAUAUGGUGGAAUUCCCCGCAAUAUUCGGACACGAGGGAGCUGGCGUCAUACGGGCCAUUGGCGAGAAAGUGAAAGACAAGAACCUGUCGGUAGGGGACUCAGUCGUGCUAUCGUACAGCACGUGUAAUACAUGCCCAGCUUGCAACCGGGGCCAACGGUACUUCUGCCACUCGCAUGCGUCUGUCAACCACAAUGCCGUCCGCUUGUCCGACCGGACGACGCCGGCGCGUUUGGAAGACGGGACACCUGUCAGAGCGCAGUACUUCGGACACUCCUCCUUCGCGAAGCACUCUGUUGUCCACGAAGAUACUAUUGUCAAAUGCAACUACCCGGAAUCUCUCAAGAAGUUCGCGCCUCUGGGCUGUGGCUUCCAGACAGGAGCUGGCUCUGUGCUGAAUGUCCUGAAUCCUCCCCAGCACAGCAGCGUCGCAGUAUUUGGCCUGGGAACCGUGGGGCUUGCUGCGGUUAUGGCUCUGAAACAUCUCGGUGUACGGCAGGUCAUUGCCGUUGAUAUGAACCCGAGAAGGCUCGCCCUCGCGCUCGAGCUGGGGGCGUCUCGGGUUAUCAAUGGGAGCGAGACCAAAGAUGUAGCCCAAGCCGUGCAACAGUCGGUGCAAGAUCAGUUGGACUACGCGAUCGAGUGCACUGGCAGUACAGCAGUCAUGGAGAGCUGCAUCGAUGCCGUUGGAAAUCAAGGCAGGGUGAUCAGUCUCGGUGUUCCGAAGCCUGGCUCGACCGUAUCCCUCGACGCUCUCAGUGUUUUGCUGCAAAACAAGUCUUACCAGGGAAUAAUUCAAGGGGCGGCGAAUCCUCACGAGGUUGUGAAGCCCGUCAUCUCCUGGGAGGAUGUGCCUAUAGAGCCAUAG